Passer montanus (Eurasian tree sparrow) is the source of this 1544-nucleotide messenger RNA. RefSeq names its product tubulin folding cofactor A (gene TBCA). The record is from RefSeq and is a predicted model, not a curated record. Bases 170 to 493 code for a protein of 107 amino acids. Gene Ontology annotation, cellular component: microtubule cytoskeleton; cytosol. Lineage: Eukaryota; Metazoa; Chordata; Aves; Passeriformes; Passeridae. The transcript is spliced from 4 exons. Gene Ontology annotation, biological process: post-chaperonin tubulin folding pathway; tubulin complex assembly. Gene Ontology annotation, molecular function: beta-tubulin binding.
AAUGCAGUUUGACCUACUGAGCAUAAGAAUAGCUACUGAGCUAUUCUUACUCUGUUCACUGUGUGUAGUCACACCAUAUAUGAAGAUGAAUCACACACAGAAUCACUAGGUUGGAGGAGACCUUCAAGAUCAUUGAGUCCAACCCAUGCACUAACACCUCAGCUAAACCAUGGCACUGAGUGCCACAACCCAUCUUUCUUUUAACCACAUCCAGGCAUGGCUGGCAAAAGAAAAAAUCAUGUAUGAAAAAGAAGCAAAACAGCAAGAAGAAAAGAUUGAAAAAAUGAAAGCUGAAGCAUGUGAUGAUUAUGGAAUUAAGAAACAGAUCGAGAUCUUACAAGAGUCACGAAUGAUGAUUCCAGACUGUCAACGCAGACUAGAAGUUGCACAUGCAGAGCUUACUCAACUACUAGAAAAUGAAAAAGAAUUGGAAGAAGCUGAAGAGUAUAAAGAAGCACGUUCCAUACUGGAGUCAGUGAAGCUGGAAGCCUAGCUGUUUUCCAGUUCUUUCUUUAUAUGCGUUAGCACGGGGUCCAUUCCACAGUUUCAUUUGACUAUGGCUCUACUACUAUUGUUGACUUGCUAAAGUUCCCUUUAUGCAAACUGAGCUUUCUCUAACUGCAAGGUGCAUCAAAUAAAGAAUAUUCUGAAACAUUUGUGUGUUCCAUAUUCAGGCAAAAUAGAUAUAUUUCCAGUUCACCUCAAUUUAAAAAAAAAAAAAAUAAAGCCCAUUUAAAGUAAAUGUAAUAGUUAAAUAGAGAACUUAAAUCUGAACAGUUCAGGCUAAGAAACAAAGUUUGGCUGUGUGAGGGACCAGUAAAUACUUUAGAAUGAAAUAGCAUUAUAGAAUAGUUUGGGUUGGAAAGUUCCAUCUAGUUCCAGCCCCGACAUGGGCUUUAGAAGCACCUUAUAUUUGAAAUAAUAUACAUUAUAGCAUAAAAAUCUGUACUGAAAGAGAAGGCAGACCAAAUAACCCUUCCCAAUCACCUAUCUUUCUGUGGUGCAAUUUUCUUAUCAAGUAUGUAUUCCUUGUUUAUCUUUGAGUCCAAGACAAGAGCUGACUCCAGAUCUUGCUCAAUGUGCAUGGCACUGAGUCGAGCCCAAUUCAUACAACUCCAUCAAAAUUCUUCUACUUUUCAGGCAACAGGAUAUAGCAGGUGACUAGUAUAUUGUGAGUUGCAUCUGCUAAAAGAGUUCUGGACUGAACGCUUUUCCUGAAAGCACUUUGGCCUGAUACUUUUUUUGAAUAAAGUUCAAACCCCCAGGACAUGAAAGAGAGCUAAGGGGAACUCAUGGGUAAGGGAACAACACUUAGUCUGCCCAGAAGACAAUUAAGACAUUAUGUACAAAAGCUGUGGUUUUUUUCAGAGUAGCUUCUCUAAAGCAAAUAGUAAGUUCUGUUGAUAAACAAGAAAGCUUUUUACAUUAGUUUUUCUAGUUUGAAAGUGUUCCGGCAUGUUUCUUAAAGGCAACACAAAGCACAGUGUACCUUUUGUGUGGUGCUAAAUUGAAUAUUCAAUAAAAUUAUUUGUUAAUUUGCCUGA